Messenger RNA from Protopolystoma xenopodis, 315 nucleotides. The record is from the annotation of a GenBank genome assembly. NCBI's taxonomy places the organism in Eukaryota, Metazoa, Platyhelminthes, Monogenea, Polystomatidea, Polystomatidae.
CCUCGUUCGAGUGUACAGUUAGGCGAGAAGUUAGUUGACUAUCAUCCAGACUUUCGGCUUUAUCUGGCGACUAGACAGAGCUGGGGCGCUGGAUUCAACGAGAUGAAGCUGGCUUCUGCAGCCUCACUCGUCACUGUGAUUAACUUCGCUACCACAAGAGCUGGGCUGAUCGGUCAGCUGCUGGCCGCAAGUCUGCGCCAUGAAAGGCCAGAUCUGGAAUCGCGGAGAAUAAAACUUUUGCAGGAACAAGAAACCCUGCAGUUGGAAUUAUCGGGCUUGGAGGACAAACUGCUCGAGGUGCGUAAGGGUGUGUAG